Molecule: messenger RNA, 5806 nt
Organism: Schistocerca nitens (vagrant locust)
Lineage: Eukaryota; Metazoa; Arthropoda; Insecta; Orthoptera; Acrididae
Exons: 18
Coding region: 95-3790 (1231 amino acids)
Source: RefSeq, a predicted model, not a curated record
UUGGCUUCCUCUGAGUCUACGAGCUUUUCCUGGGCUUUUUGAUAAAAUCUAUUAUCCAGAAACACACAACCUUUCCCUAAGAGGAGCAGUUGGAAUGAUACGGAUUGCUUUAAGAGAGGGAAAUAUGAUGCUGGAUGACUUGUGGAAUGAGCCAACAAUUAGCAUUGUGGAGGAUGCCCUCAACAACAGCAAUCCUACCAUCCGCUCAGACGCCAUCUCGGCAGUGUGCUAUGUGGGCCGGCCUCGCAAGAAUCCCGUAUCUUCGGCGCACCUCUUGCUCGAAUUGGAGCGGAAGGAGGCAGCUGUAAUGUCGUUCCUCAUCUCAAACUCCUGUUGUGACUGCGGGCCUCUCAGGGAAGCAAUCCUGGCUGGUGUGGGGACACUGUUGGAAGGCUUGCAAUUAGCUUGUGUUGACAGUGUUAGGAAGAAGAGAGGUGAUGCUCUCAUUUGGAAGUAUACCGGAAAGUUUCUGAGUGACUUGCACUCUUUCAUUAUAUUGGGCCUAGCACCAGGUGAAGGGAACUAUCAACGAAGGAUACUAUGCAUAAGACUCCUGUCUGCCAUUUUCAAUGUGUUUGCAUCAGCUUUUGAUGAAAAAUCAAGUGAGGUCUUGUCAAGGCUAAAAGUGGAAGGAAACUGGAAAUUUAGUUCGCUGGAUGUCUGCAAUCUUUUAGCUUAUAUUCUGUGUGAAGAUGUCUCUAGUGAUAUUACUGAAGCAUCUGCUGAGAUUUUGAAAUCCCAGUUUCGCCCUGGUACAGUGAACUCACAACACCGCCCCUGCCACCUGACCUGUGCCGCCCUGAGCUGUACGAGGAGUGUACUUUUCCACCGCACACAGAAUGCACCUGUGGCCUUCUCUGUGGUUGCUUCCUGGCUUGGAGUAACUGGUACAAUCUGCAAGAAUUGCCUUUGUUCAGAAUAUGGCAACAAACAUCUAACAGGAGAGGACACCUGGCAGUUGAUAUCACUGCUGAAACAAGAAGCAAUUUUCCAGUGGAAAAAUUUACUUACAGAUUUGAUUACAGGAGCAAAGAGUGGACACCUUGUACACAGUGUGCUUACUUCAGUGGCGACAGUUUCACACCUCCUCGGUCCUGAAGAUGCACUAGAAAUGCUCUUAUUCAUAGAAAUGGCAAAAGACCACAUGCUCCACGUUCUGGAAUCAGAAUCUCUAGGCAAAAUAUCAUCCUCUCCCAACACUGUGGAUGCUGUAUUGUGCACAUCUCCUGAUGAACUGUAUGUAGAGAGCCAGCAUCUAGCAGAGGACGUGCAAUAUGCAAUACACUGUGUGUGGCUGAAUCUCAAGGCUUUCUGUGAUCUCGCACUCAAACUCAGUGAAACUGAGGCAGUAUCAUCGAGCAGUGACGCAUCAGAUCGCUGUGUGUCUGUAGUCGUGGAUAUCCUGUUGAGGUGCAGCAAUGCCGGAGUCGAAGAGACUGCAGCGGCAGCCCUCGGUCAGAUGGUGCGAGUUUCCACACAGCUCCAAAGAAAUGGGAAUUGUCGAAGGCCAAAUGUGGAACAGGCAAUUAGGAAACAGUUACUGCAAUGUCUGGAUUUACUUCAAAACUCCAAAAUAACAGCAACACGUCGCUCACCUGGGCUGCCCCUCGUGAUCAAUAAAGUUGCUGUUGCAGAUUGCCGUCCAGAUAAGCCGCUCCUGCAGUUGGCAGCUUCCAGGCUUACUGAGAUAGCAUCCCAGGAGCUGCCAAAUUAUUCAUUAUCUGGAGAGAAGCAACUGGCGGUUCCUGAUGCAUUUGACCUGCCACAGAUGAGAGCUAUUUUGUGCUUGGCCGCUCUGAUAAGAGAUGCUGGACUGUGGAUUGGCAUGACCCCUUACAUAGAGCCCAUCACUUUCCUUUGCAUUACCAGAAUUACUGAUUGCUCUGCAUGGCCUAUCAGGAAUGCGUGCCAGCAGCUGCUGACUGCCAUCAGCUCCAAGAUCGCUCCAGCCAGUGGCAGUAGCCUCGAGUCCCUGGUUCGGCAGUACCCCAGCCUGGGGCUCCGUAUCCUGGACACCCUCAGGGGAGACUGGCAGAGCCUCCCACAGCAAGCAGCCCUCCUACCUGCCCUCAUGCUCCUCCUGCAGGUCUCUGCUCAUGGCACCUGUCCCUACAGCCUCGGAAAAAUGCAGGUAGCAGAGGAGUUUUGCCACGCUCUAUUCAGAGUGGUGACCAGUAGUCGAGUGCACGCAGUGCGCCGUGUGGCAGCCAAGGGUUACACAAAUCUUACACCAGUAGAGGAUGUUGUGUGUCAUGUGGGCCAAAUAGUGAAGCAGCUGGAGAUACAGCAUAAAGACCGGCAAACUGGUGGCGCGUAUGACACAAAUAACCAGUUGCACGGCCUGUUACUGGUCCUGCAAGGCCUACUGAGAACACCAAAAUGGGCAGAGAAUGAUUGCACAGGUAGAAUAAAAACUGAAUUAGUGCACAUUGUGGGGAAGCUGUCUGAAGAUAAGACUGUACCGUGGCCUUGCCGUCAGAUUUGUGAAGAAAUAUGGCAGCAAGUGUCUCUGCCUGAAAUUUGCAAACAAGCUACCUGCAUAACAGAGGAGACACUAAGCAUGCUGAAAACAGAAGUACAACACAGACCACAGAUUGGUCUGCAUGCGUGGGCAAAGUCUAGACUUACACAAUCCUUCAGUUGUACCAACCUCUCGGAAAUGAGGAAGUCAGUAUAUUUAAUGUGGAAAGAGCAAAAAGAUGGUACAUUGGGUUUGAAUGAAAUAUUUGGAGAUGCUAUUUGUAGCAUGGGAUGUAGACUGGUUGAAUUUGAGCACGAAAGUGUAAUGAAUGAGCUAGUUACGCAAGUCGCUUCUCUCCUGGAUGCAGCUGAAGAAGAAAUGAGAUAUGCAUUGUACAAGCUGAUUGUCUUGGGAUUAUCGGCUGGUAGUCUUCCCCCCUACAGGGAACACAUCAUCAAGCAUGACUAUUUUAAUCAGUACGUCUCAACAGGAAUUCUAAGAGAUUUGCAGUGUACAAGCAGAGGAAUGCAGGCAGCAGCAAUACACCUCCUGAGUUGUGUGCUGGCUGCUUCUGCAAAACACAGUGGACCAGGGAGUCAAAGACUUCAGGAGCUACUCGUGGUAGCAAAUGUCGUGUCACAAAUUGUCACCAAUCCUACCAGCAAUGAAGAAUUGCGGAAAGGAGUCGCUGAUGGACUUUGUUUGCUCGUGCCAGUGUUACCAUUAUUCAGCAUAUCCUGUGCAGAUGCAAAAUGCAUGCUUCUACAUUCACAAGUGAAACUUCUCCAGGAUGAAGAUCCAGAUGUUCGUUUGGCUGCAGCUAAUAUUUUUCCUAAUGCAACUGCUUACACUGCACUCCAGAAUAUACUCUCAUCAAGCUUUCUGACAAAUACAUUUGGCUCAGCCCUAGUAGCAUACACAAAGGUGUUGGAUUGGUUAUGCUGCUUUGAUGACAAUUAUUUCAUUCCUCCAUCGACAACAGUAAGAAACCCUUUUCUUGAGGCAGCAGCAGAUAUGUUUGAAGAGCCUUCAGUUGUCAUCAGACAACUGGAACAAGCUAGUAAUGACUUCAUAAUAUGCUGUGAACAAAGUGAUCUGGAAGCUAUUAGACACAAAAUUAACAUACAGGAGAUAUCUGAAAAUUCUCUGUCCAAACUGAAAGAAAAUUCAGUCCCUGAGGUACAGUCAAUCGCAUUGGCAGCUAUAGCAAAUAAACUGGAAACCCUGGCCAGUGCACUGUGGCAGAUGGGAUGUGACAGUGUGGAACUGGAACCGUUACUGGAACUGAGUCAGAGUGCCAGGCAGCUGCUUCUGCCAACAAAUGUAUAGCAGCAUCAGUUAGUUCCUGGUGUUCUCGCCUAUUGUAAACAUUAAUCUCCACAAACAGUUCUCUUAGGUGAUAAGAAAUACUGUUCAUCUUGCUGGUGAAUAUUUUUCUUUGAGAGCACAUUCGAUUUUGUACCAAUGUCUUACUGAGAUUAAUCUUUGUGGUUGUGCAAUGUACAAACUUGUAUACGUAUGCUCGUGAACUGUGUACAUUUUAACGUAAUCAAACAAUGGAAAGUCCAGGAUGGAAUAAACAACAAUAUCAAAAGGGUAGGUUGCUUCUCACAACAUAGAGUAGGUGCUGAGUCACAGACAGACACAAUGAAAAAUAAUGCUGGAAAUAUUUUAGCUUUCAGACAAAGCCCAUCUUCAGAAGCUGAAAACUCACAGACAUUCACACAACCACAGCUCACAUAUACACAGCCAUUGUAUCUGGGUGCUAAGGCCCAAAACAGACUGCAGACAGUGGCUGUGUGUGUGUUGGGUUUUUUUCUACUUCCGAAGAAGGAAUUUGUCCAAAAUCUGAAAUAUUUCUAGCAUUCUUUCUCAUUGUGAACACCAGUGACUCAAUGCCUCCUUUAUGUGGCGAAUGGUAAUAUUUAUUUUUCAUGCUGUUAUUAUGUUUCAACAUAAUGGGAGACAAGGAACAUGAAAUGUUAACAUUUCUUAAAUAUGAUCAGAAUUUGCAUUAGACUCACAUUUAAAAGAAUGUACUUGUGGACAAAACAUUGAAAAAACAGUGUUGAGUCAUUAAAGGCAUGUUAUAUUCAGAUUAUGAAUAAAAUCCAAACAAGGAAUGUAAUCUCAUGUAAUUUUAUUAUGGAAUAAUUGAUCUUUUGUGAAAAUGUAUACACAGCUUAAAACUUUAAAUAACUGGAUAAUAACAGUAUAAAUAUGCAUAUGAGAAAAGGCCAUUACUCAUCAGACAGCUGGGAAAACUGGAAUACACACACACACACACACACACACACACACACACACACACACACACACACACACAAAAAAAAAUCACACGCGCACGUGCACGCCAAAAAAGAGAUACAACUUGAAAGUUAGUGAACACUGUUUUCUUUUAUGUGUGUCUGUGCAUCACACAUCAAUCGACCGUAGGGGACUGGUUGCCUUUCCCUUAUUUUACGUAUUGUUUAUUGAUGUUAAAUUUGUUUGCUUUAGUAUUAACAUACAGACCAACUGACUCAACAGUCUUUCUUUGAUGCUACCGUUGCUUAUUGUCAACACUGCAGUAGAAUUUUAGUAACUUCUUAGAACAUAUUACCUAUACACUCUGUAUUUUCAAUCUUUUUAUUAUUUCUCCUCUCCCAAGCAUUUAAAGCAGCUCCUUUAAUGUAAAUGUAUGCUUGUUAUGUUUUUCACAGUUUUGUGUUCAACUUUACAAUGUUACACCAUUUAAAAAUUACUUUUUCAUUAAUUUUACAACAUUCCAUAAGCUGUCAGAAUGGUAAUCACCAAAUGUUUUUGUAUCUGCAAGAAAAGAAUUUUAUUAAAAGAGCAAUGCUAGAGCUUUUCGUGAGUGGCUUCUAGUUUAUUAUUUAGUAAACUGACACUGCAUUAUGGAGCCAAGUUUCUACGAAAGACACUCAUAUUUUCUCAAAACACAGGACCGUUGAUGGUACUUUUAUAAAUUAAGGUGCUUUGAAUUUCAUGAGCAAGUAAGAUGAAGCUUCUCUAAAUAUCACCCUCAAGAAGAGGGCCCAAUUGAGGUGUCACACUAUGUCAACAUUUUUAACUUGCACAUUCUGUUCCUAUAUAUCGAUGAGCAGUUGUAAUGAUGUGUACUCAUCAGUCAGUUUUGUUUUGAUUUGUUUUUGAAAAACAGAAGUGCUAUAUACCUCAAAAGCACAUCUACAUAAAAAGGAAAUGUACAUUUGUUUUUGUGUUCUAGCAAUUUGAAGCAUAUUUUCCUCAAUUUGAUUAAAUUCUUUUAUAAGAAAGUAAAAUGAAAGUACUGUAACUGACCAGAACAUGUUUUCAACUAAUUUGUAUCUCUAGUAGUAAAUU